AUGAAUGUUAAAUUGUCAUUGUCAGCUGUUCUUAUUGCAAUAUGGUCGGCUGGCCGUUCUGCCGCUGCUGCUGCCGCCGUCGUCGGUCACCGGCCGCCGUUGACGGUGGAACGUGGUCAGCUGGUCUUUGGAAGGGACUUGCUCUUACUUGAAAAUCAGAUCCCUUUGUUUGUGCUUGAAGAACUGUAUAAGUUAUACUGUAACUUCCCUCGUGAAGACAAAUUUGAUUCUUGUGCUGCCUCUGCCUCAGCUUUUCCCUUUCUUUAUCAUGCUUGCCUCUACUUUGAUCUUCCAUGGGAUAAAAGGUUCGAGGAUAAAGAAUUCCUACACUUCACCGAUUUGUUAAGAUGCCAUCUGGUCAAAAAUUCCGCCUCAAAUUCAGAUCCAUCCAUGGCCCCAAAACGAAAAACUGAAACAGUGUAUAGUGCGACAAUGUUGCAUGACGCUGGUGUUGAGCUUAAAGCUGUAGAUGAUCAAAGUGCAGGCUGGCUAGAUAUAGAAUUUGAAGGGAAAAAGAGCUUAAAAUCUCCAAAUUGAAGUGCACUCCAACACUGGACUUACAUUCGUAACGUGAUGGCCUUGGAGAUGUGCCACUAUCCAGAUGAAACCUAUGUUUGUGCUUACAUAGAACUAAUGAAUUAUCUCAUUAGAACUGACAAAGAUGUAGAUUUGUUAAUGGAAACGGCGGUUUUAGGCAAAGAUGGUAAAAACGAGGGAAUUAUCGUUAGCAGAAUAAAUCCCAGUGAAGCAUUGGCAGGUAUGAUUAAGAAACUUAUGCAGGGAGUUGGCGAGCCCGCUGCUUGCUACCGGCAAACAGGGAAUGGACUAAACAAGUAUUACAAAAAUGCUCGGAAGCACAUAAUAGCAACAUUCUGCAAGGAGAAUCUAGCAAUUCUGAAGCGUGUGUUUUUCACCAAUCUUUGGCGAGGAACUGGAACUGUCGCUGCUUUUAUGGUGGUCGCGCUUACUCUCAUUCGAACCUUGUUGGCAUUUCUUAAAUGA
Messenger RNA from Durio zibethinus, 1002 nucleotides. The record is from RefSeq and is a predicted model, not a curated record. Lineage: Eukaryota; Viridiplantae; Streptophyta; Magnoliopsida; Malvales; Malvaceae.